Messenger RNA from Exophiala xenobiotica, 2266 nucleotides. RefSeq lists its product as uncharacterized. NCBI's taxonomy places the organism in Eukaryota, Fungi, Ascomycota, Eurotiomycetes, Chaetothyriales, Herpotrichiellaceae. The record is from RefSeq and is a predicted model, not a curated record. Gene Ontology annotation, cellular component: membrane. Bases 200 to 1705 code for a protein of 501 amino acids. Gene Ontology annotation, molecular function: acyltransferase activity, transferring groups other than amino-acyl groups. The transcript has a single exon. Gene Ontology annotation, biological process: polysaccharide biosynthetic process.
CAGCCCCUAAACUACCCGAGGUGUUUUCAGAAGCCUAAGCAAUCUUGGUCGUCCCACGUAACUGCCCUCCUGCCAGACACUUCUGUUCAGGUCCCAAACACCAGCAUUCCCAAGCUGACGGGCACCUUAUCUCUUCACUGAGUCAAGACAACCUUCUCUCCAUCUCAUACUCCAGGCCCCGAGAAAACCCACAAAAAAAAUGCUCGGGAUGUAUCCUGCUGCUGGGAAUGCGAUGCUGGAAAAGGGCCUUCUUGAAGAGGACAAAUUCAAACCCAACACUGGCAUACUCGGGCGAGCAACGAGCCUUCUACGACCUUCCUUGGGAUGGGUAGGACGUCAACGAAGCAACUCUGGCAAGAAGCUCCAUAAGACUGCCUAUCUAGAUGGUUUGAGAGGAUUUGCGGCCUUCAUGGUCUACUGCCUCCACCACCAAGUUUGGGGUCACGCUGGCAUCAAAGGAGAAUUCAUUCUCGAGAAUGCCUGGGGCUGGGACAAUCAAUACUAUUUCAUCUGCUUGCCGGGCAUCCGCCUCUUCUUUUCAGGAGGGCACUUUGCUGUGGCCAUAUUCUUCGUCAUUUCAGGCUAUGUCUUAUCAGCGAAACCUCUGAGCUUGAUCAGUGCCGGCGACACGACGCAACUUGCCAACAACCUCGGUUCAGCCUUGUUCAGGCGAUGGAUGCGGCUCUUCAUCCCCGUCUUUGCCACCACCUUCGUCUGGAUGUCCACAUGGCAUAUCUUUGGCAUAUAUUCCAGCAACCCCAUAGCUCAGAAACCGGAGAAAAACUGGAGGGAUGAGGUCUGGAUGUGGUAUUGCGCUGUGAAGAACUUCAGCUUUGUCUUCCAGGGUGAACCAUGGCUUGUUUACAACGACCAUACAUGGUCGAUCCCCAUGGAAUUUCGGGGCUCGAUCGUCGUGUACACCUCACUGCUCGCUUUUGCUCGUUGCAGCAGAAACUGCCGACUCUGGUGCGAAGCAGGCUUGAUCCUCUACUUCAUCUACAUUGUCGACGGCUGGUUUUGCGGGCUCUUUGUCAUGGGGAUGUUACUCUGCGACCUGGACUUGCUGGCACAAAAGAAUCAACUGCCGGGAGUCAUAUCCAGCUUGAAACCUGCAAAGACCUACAUUUUCUAUACCUUAUUUGCAAUCAGCCUCUAUCUCGGCGGCAUUCCUUCGAUCACCAACGACCUGCCACAUCUUCGGAACUCGCCGGGCUGGUACUACUUGUCUUUUCUGAAGCCUCAAGCAUUCUGGGACUUCAGGUGGUUCUAUCGAUUCUGGGCUGCCACGUUCCUGGUGGCUUCACUCCCACAUAUACAUUGGCUACGGGGCAUCUUCGAAACGAGGAUAUGUCAAUACCUCGGCAAAGUCUCAUUCGGCUUCUAUCUAGUCCACGGUCCUGUCCUAUGGUCCCUGGGAGACAGGGUCUAUGCCAUGGUGGGAAGGGUUCGAGAUGAGCAUUCUACUGUUUGCCCUCAAUGGGUCAACCGCUUUGCAUUUCCGAGCUGGGGGCCGUUUGGCCUUGAGAUGAACUACCUUCUUGCCCAUUUGAUCUUACUGCCGGUGACUCUCUGGCUUGCGGAGCUCGUCACCGUUCUCUUUGAUGAACCCAGUGUGAAGUUUGCACAAUGGGCAUACAAGAGGACUCUGGAACCCGGGGAGCCAUGCGAUUCCAAAUCGCGAUCAGACGUCUGGGGAAAGGCUUGAUUUUUGCGCUUCAUUCAAACAAAGUGAGAGAAAAGAUACCCCAAGGGUUCCAGCUACUUGGGUCCGUGGGCAUCAUCGUCAACGUCAAACGUCACAUGAAGCUCUGACAGUCAGACAAAGUCGAGCUCGGGCCCAAGUACCCUUCAAAAAAUGCUAUGACCACCCGAGAUCUGCGACGUCAUGGGAACUUUUUUAUAUCGACAUGUAGGAAACGUGAAAACCUUUGCAACCGCAAUCAAACUGUUUAUAGGGUUAGGGACUUCGCCUGUCGAUCCGAGCGGCACGUUGCAAGCCGCUUCAGCGAGGUUGGUCGGAGGGAGAUUUCUCGCCCGCAGAUCGAUCAUCUCGAGGAACUCUGUGCUCCUCCAGAGGUCGCUUGCGCUGAGUGGCUAAAUCCUUGGUAGCAUUCAAACCUCGUUGGCGUCGUAGCGGUACGCCCGGCUCUGUCAAGCAUCUUGGGUUCCUGCCACAGCACGAACGCCUCAACUGCAAGCUUUCAGCAACAAUAAUUCCACCUUCCCAGAAUAGCCCCCACUGUAAUAAUGAGUCUGGCAGCACCGG